AUGCUAGGGUGGGCCAUCAAGCGUGGCCUGGAGAACGCGACGGGCGCGCCGGCGCACGAUGCUGCAAACACCACGGCAGCAGACGACACUCAGAUUGAACAGCCUGACACGCCUGCACCCGUGUUUGCCGUCCGGGCAUUAAAGACAGCCCUGUUUGGCACUCCCGCUCCUAAGGAACAAAACCGUCCCCAGAGUGUUGGUGAUGUCCCUGCCGCGGCACUGGCCAAGACCGCCAAAGCGGAAGAAAAGGGACCGAUCUCGCCAACGAAACCGGCCGGCAUUCUUCUGACCCCAGGGACCGCCACAGCGCGCCGGAAACGCGUGUCUUUCAACCAAGAUGUCCGAGGAAACGGACAGUCAGCAGGGAACAAGGGCGGAUCCCAAUCGCUAAGCGCCAACCCACGUCCCCGGACGCGUCUUUCGGAUGCCUUAGAGAAAUCACGGAAGCCCGAGCGGCGGUCUGCACCGACCGAAUCACGACCCUCGGAAGUCGAUGCAUUUGCUGCAGCUGAUGACGCGUGGGAAGAAGUGGACGAACUUGACCGGGAUCCGGAUAUGACAAUUGACCUCAAUGAGCCGCAUUCUCGUUCCGGCAGGUACUGGAAAUCAGAGUUCCAGCAGUAUCAUGCAGAUGCCAAGGUCGAGAUGGAGAAGCUGGUCAAGUACAAGCAGUUGGCCAAGUCGUAUGCCAAGAUGAAAGACGCCGAGGCCCUUGAGCUCAACCAGAAGUUGCAGGAGGAGAGAGACCGGGUGGUGGAGAUGGAGGCCCGAGUUACCGAGCUCGCUGCAAAGAUUGCCACGCAGCGCAUGAAAGGGAGCGAUAAGGACAAUCAGGAUCUGAUCAAGGAUCUCACUCAGCAGACUGCUCUGGCAGUCCAAUACCGGAACCAGGUUAAGGAACUGGACGCAUUGCUGAAGACCCGGCAGGCAGAAUCGGUGGAGGGUAUCAAAUCACGCAGACAGUCGACUUCACCGCGCACCCACAAAACGUUACUCGACACUCAGCGAGAGCUCAAAAAGGCUCGGGAACAGCUGCGAGAGCUCGGAGAUCUGCGAAAAGAGAUUCGCCAUCUGAAAUCGGACCUCAGAACCGCCCAGCAGCGGGAGCUGAAAGUCGAGACUGAGAACAAGCACAUUACCCAGGACCUCUCCAAAGCGAAGGCCAGGAUUGAAAGCCUUGAGACACGUCUGAAAGCCUCCGAAGAGGCCGGCGGUCGACACCAACAAGAAGCUGAAGACUGGAAGCGCAAGUACGAAGUGCUGAAGGAGAAUGCGAAAGCGCGAUAUGGGGAGGCCGAACAAGCCAUUCGUCGCAAGGACUCCGAGAUAUCGGAACUUAAGAAGGAAGCCGAUUCAUCAAAGAGGGCAGAUGCGGCUAGUGCCCAGAGAAGACCAAGGUCACUUGGGUCGGACGAGACAAUGGACGAGUGGGCUGCUCGACUGGAUGCGUUGACGGGGGGAAGGACCCCCAAUGAGGAAGCGCUGAAGGAAGCGGAGGGCAGCUCGCAGAGACAUGAUCUACCAGGCUCGCGUCGCCUGGCUGGUGAUUCUCGGAAGCGGAUGGAAAGCUAUGAUUUCCAGAUACGCGAGGACAAAGAUGUUGCACAUAUGAACGUGCCUGAAGAGAGCAUUGAGUUGCCUAUUCUGCGGGAGCGAAGAACUCAGCAGCAACCUUCUGCUACAGUCUCUAGCGAGAGGAGAGCAGGAAGGAAGGGGUCUGCUCUUGCCAGCGGGGUAUCGAGCCUGGAGAGCCUAUCCGCUCAUGAUGGCGCUCGCGAUCGACUGCCAUCAUUGUCUGAACGACCGACUAGGGGUUACGGAAGGAAAGAGGGCAGUCAUCCGGACCGGCUUCGUAGUGUCUUGCCUGUACACAACAUUCGGGAGCAAAGCCAGAAGCAACAGUCGAUGUCAGUUACGGCACGUGGCGAUCAUGCCAGCCGGCGACCGGUCUCAUCGGAUAGCGACGAGCCCGGAUUCGAUUUGGUCCACGGCAAAUUCGCACGUCUUGGAGGCCCCGAGACCAGCACGAACGCCGUCUGGUCAAUGAAUGCAUCGAGGAGCGCCUUGCCGGCCGACAGACGUGCUGCGGCAAUUGCGCGCAUUGAGCAGAAGAGGUCGGAACGACGAAGGCUGCAUGAGAGACAGGGUCGGAACAAGGAGAACGUAGUGGUCUAA
Thyridium curvatum is the source of this 2175-nucleotide messenger RNA. RefSeq lists its product as uncharacterized. The transcript is spliced from 2 exons. Bases 1 to 2175 code for a protein of 724 amino acids. NCBI's taxonomy places the organism in Eukaryota, Fungi, Ascomycota, Sordariomycetes, Thyridiales, Thyridiaceae. The record is from RefSeq and is a predicted model, not a curated record.